CGUCCCAAACCCUACUUAACGUUCCUUUUUCCUCCUCGCGCACAUCUAUUCAUCAAUUCAUCACAGAGAGAAUUAUCGCUCAAGAACAGAAACUCAACGCUCUCUCUCUCCUUUUUCUUCUUCAUCUAACCCUAAUUUUCAGUUUAGAUUUGGCGAGUUCUGUUUCUUCUGUAGUAAAUAAUGUAUUCAGUGGCCAAGACCGGGAAAUUGGCGACUCCAGUGAAAGACACACACGGUUCAAAAUCCAGGAUUCAUUCGUGCUUGGAGAAUUCAAACCCUAAUGUCUCUUAUUCAAUCCCUGGCCCAAAAUCUACUAAGUCUCCAUUAACCAAAUCUGCAAAAUCUCUGAAAUCCGCGUCCAGGAACCCUAAUCCGGCUCCUUAUUCUCCGAGAAACAAGAUCAGGGAGAGGAAAUUCGUUGUGGCGAAGAGGAAUUCGAAGAACGCGAAAGCCGAGGAAAAUUCAGCAGUUGAUUGCAAGGACAAAGAGAGAUUUGGAAGUGAUAUGAAGAAGUGUAUUUCGGUGGCUUAUAAGACAUUGAGGGCAUCACAGGAGGAUUUCUUCAAGAACCGUAAUGGUGCUGAAGAGAAUGGUGAGGUGAUGUCAGACUCAGGGAAGGACUCCGAAAGAGCUGGGAAUGAAGUUGAAGAAGUGACUGAGAAGGAGUUAUUCGCUCAAAGUUACGAGAUUGACAGUGGAUAUGGAUUUGAUAAUCCUGAUCCUUCAUCCGAGGUUGAGCAGUCGAGUCAAACAGGUAGUUCUAAAAUUAAGAGGAGAAGGGAUAAGUUGCUUGAGGAAGCAAGAAGUAGUGUGCCUGAAUUUGGGAAAGUGUUGCAUUUGGUCAAGGCCUUUGAGAAGCUUCUUUCAAUACCAAAGUCAGAGGAAUCCGAUGAGAAGAAGGAAGAGAAGGAGCCAGAAGACGACAGGAAGAAGCCAAUCAAAUGGGCAUUACCAGGAUUGCAACCACCGCCUAAGGUUUCUGAGACACAGGUCUCGUCUUCUUCAUUUUGCCCAUCUGAGAUCAUCCUGACAUCGGAGAAUCUUGGUUUGGGCUCACCUCCUUCGGUAUCUUCUUCAUGGGAUAACAGCCGAGGAAGUAUCUCAAGCAGGAGUUCUAGUGGGGGACAGAGAAGUCGAAGAAAUAGCUCUGAAUCCUGUGGAACAAUGGGCGGAAGAAGAUGGAAGAAAAAUCAGCUCAGAGCCACAUCCCAAAAGCCCUUCAAGUUGAGGACAGAGCAAAGGGGAAGAAUGAAGGAGGAGGGGUUUAUGAAGAAGUUGCAAGAAAUGAUGAUAGAGCAGGAGAGGCAGCGGAUUCCUAUUGCACAAGGCCUUCCAUGGACAACAGAUGAACCAGAGUCUCUAAUUAAACCUCAAGUGAAAGAAUGUACAAGGCCUGUUGACCUGAAGCUCCACAGCGAUAUCCGAGCAGAGGAGCGUUCUGAAUUUGACCAACAGGUUGCGGAGAAGAUGAACCUUAUCGAGCGAUACAAGAUGGAAAGAGAGAGACAGCAAAAGUUGGCAGAAGAGGAAGAAAUAAGAAGGUUGAGAAAGGAGCUUGUACCAAAAGCACAGCCCAUGCCUUAUUUUGACAGACCUUUUGCUCCUAGAAGGUCGUUGAAGCAUCCAACCAUUCCCAGAGAUCCAAAGUUUCACAUACCUCAACAUAAGAGAAUGAAGUGCUGCCCAUCAUGGAGUGACUUGAGUACCUUCACUUUCGAACAAUAGCUUAUCGAGGCAUCAAAAUUCUUUUAGUAUUAAUCGCUGAAUUUUGUCAACAAUCCUUCGGCUCUUCUUUCCCAUCCCCAAAACUCCCAAAUAUGAUAAUUGUUUGACAAACAUCUUGUAUACGAAGCAACCAAUUUGGUUGCAACUUUCCUGGCAAUGGUUCUUUCUAUUACCUGUGCAGUGCAUUCAAUAUAUGGAGUUCGCAAUUUGUUUUCAUUAUAUAAGCAUCCUUGUUUUCAAUAUAUGGAAUUCUCCAUUUGUCCUCAAUUUGUUUUCAUUUUAUAUCAGAAUAGCUUCGACAGUUCGACUUGACAAGAAGGCAGUCUUCACCGAAAAUCUUGUUGCGGUAAUGUCUCCUGCUCAGACAAUGAGAUGUUUAGAAAUCAAAUUUUGGACUAAAUUUGCAUGAAGAGGCUUGUACUUCUGCAGAUCUAUUCCUUUGGUUUUGCUCAGCAUGGAAACCCCUGGCCUAUUCUGAUAGCUAGGACAGCAUACUCGUAGUUAGUGGCACAAGUCUGCUAAGGUACCUUCAUUUCACUUCUGACCCCAAUAGAUAUCAAUUCCUCCUGCACUAGAGCUUACAAAUAGCAUUGUCACUGCUAAGGCUACAAGAGGCGGUGAUUCUUUUGAAAAUCUCGACUGUUUGUGAACUCUAAUAGCUUGUGGUUUUAGUGUUUUACCACUCCUUAUAAGUGCUUUUUUACAUGGCCACAGCAUAGGAAGCCCCGAC
Messenger RNA from Tripterygium wilfordii, 2455 nucleotides. Its product is annotated as protein WVD2-like 4. Gene Ontology annotation, cellular component: nuclear microtubule; mitotic spindle. The record is from RefSeq and is a predicted model, not a curated record. Gene Ontology annotation, molecular function: microtubule binding; protein kinase activator activity. Lineage: Eukaryota; Viridiplantae; Streptophyta; Magnoliopsida; Celastrales; Celastraceae. Bases 181 to 1725 code for a protein of 514 amino acids. Gene Ontology annotation, biological process: regulation of mitotic spindle organization; activation of protein kinase activity; mitotic spindle assembly. The transcript has 8 exons.